GUGGGAUUGAUGUAAAGGUGACUGGAUGUUUAUGUGGCGUAUUGUUAUGUGGUCAUAGUUGGAUGCUGUAAAACAAAAUGUGGAUUCCUUUUACUGGCUGUGGAUAACGCGAGAGUUAUUCACAGCCAGACGAAGCUCAUACCAACACGCCCCUAGAUGACCAGUGAUGAUUUGGAUUAACGACAGUAUACUAGCUGAGCCCUAGAUGUUGCCAGCAUGGUCCUGGAAGGGGCGCGAGAGUGGUACCAUAACUUUGUGAAGAAGGUGGAUGAGAGGUCCAGCUCACAAGUCCUCAUCCAAGUGGUUGUUUUGAAUGCAAUGAAGCCUCGUCGCCUGUCUGCACGGGUUAUUUUGCAGGCCAGUGUUUACACAGUUAUAAUCAUUGUGCUUGCCUUUAUUCUGCUGUACACGUUUCUUCUUACCUAUGUGGACAGACAUUUGAAGAUGACUCAGGCUCAGGCUCAUCUGCCACUAGAGAUUCCUCAGAAAAAUACUCAUAACAAUCAUAGAGUGAAAUUUCAGUCCAAAUCCUCAGGAAACUAUAGACUACAUAAUAUGGAAGAAGGUGGUGGGAAUGAAAAUACUCUUCAUUUCCAUACAGGUAGUAUCUCUCACAGAAAAGUGUUGUGGAAUUCAACAAAUUACUACGAUGUGUUCAGUACCCGUCCACAGUGUCACAGGAACACAUCACUAUUGACAAUCAUCAUCACAUCAUCACCAGAUCACUUGGACCAGAGGAGUCAGAUUCGCCAGACAUGGUGUAAUGCAUCAGCAACCAGACAUCAGAAGGGGGCAUGGCAGUGUGUGUUUCUGAUCGGCCAGACAUCCCUCUCUUACAUUGAUUCUGCAGUAGAAGAAGAGGCUGACAACUUCCAGGACAUUCUCAGGGGAACAUAUGUAGAUUCAUAUCGCAAUUUGACAUUGAAGGUACUUCAUGGACUGAACUGGGUUAGCCAGUUAUGUCCUACACAGUACACACUAAAGACAGAUGAUGACUGUUUUGUUAACACACUGCAGAUGUAUAACUUCCUUCUGCAUAGUAAUACUAUCAAAACAAACCUGUAUGUAGGCAAUGUUUUUCAUAAACUCGAAAAGAGGAAGGUGGUACGGAGCCUAAGCAGCAAGUGGUCCGUUGCCAAGUCUGACUAUGCUCCAGACCAUUAUCCCCCUUAUGCCAGUGGGACAGGGUAUGUGUUCACUCAGGAUGUGGUGGACAAAAUUGUUGUGGAGAGUCAGUACAUCAAAGCCAUUCCUAAUGAGGAUGCUUACAUAGGUAUUGUGGUUAAUUCGUUGGGCGUGAAACCUACAUCAAGCUUCCGUUUUACUCUGUUCAGUGAAGGACUGAGAUUGUGUAACUACCUGUAUGUAUUGGUGGUGCACCGUGUGCAGCCAGAGCAGCAGCACAUGUUGCAUGCUGGCAUGAUGCAGGCCCCACAGGCAUGUCGGGGGGACACCGGGGAUCUUCACUCAUGGUCAUGACAUACAAUAAAGUGCAAGGGAUAUUUUGCAGAAGGAAGAGUGUUUCGCCUUAUACCCGGCAUGCUGUUGUUAAGUCUGUGUGAUGGUGGCAGCAGUUCUAAAACUCAAAGCCAACAUUUGUAUUUGCAUUAUAUUAUUGGUUUUGUUUACCUCCAGUUUCUAUCAAUUCUUCAUAAAGACAGAUUUGCCAAGGCUGAAGUAGUGUCUCUGACUAAAGUUGAAGUCCAUAAAUAUCAUUUGUUGAUACCAUUGUUUGUUUUAAGCAAUUUAGUUGUUGAACUUAAAGAAACGUCUUUAGAAAUAUGUUUGUGAAACAUUUUCACACUGAAUAAUGUCUGACAUGUUUUGACAUCACUAUCUAAUCACUAAUCACUGCUUACAGUAUUUAUUACAUAAUGGUAGCAGGGAUGAUUCUAUCAUGGAGCCUUGUGCUUUUAGCCCCUAAAUUUGAAAAAAGGCCCACAUUUUUCAAUACAAUAAGCAUUUCAACAUUGUGCUGUAUGCAUGGUAUGGGCAUGUGUGGGUGUACCCUUGGAAUAUUUGAAAUGUUCACAUAAAAGGCCCAUGUCAGAAAAUUGUAAGAGUUAACCCUGUGGUAGGGUAUACAUUUAUUUUGUUAGGUAUACAAAGUUUUGUUCAUAUGUAAAACAAGUUUAGAUUUGAACAUGCAGAUGUAUAACCUCAUUUGUGUAUAUGGUUGUUGCUCUAGCACAACGCCAAUUGCACAUAUCCCAAUGCAAGUGUAUAUGUUUGAAAAUGCAAUGUAUGAAAUGCAGUUUUUGAGUUUUCUUUUAAUAUUUCCCAUAUUUGUCUAGUUCUUUGAAACUAUUGGAUCGAUGUUUUUAGUUUGUUAAAAAUGAUGUUGCGUUUGAAAUGUCUGGAUGGGAUGAAGUGCCAUGAGAUUUCUCGUGUGAGAUAUUGCUGCUGCAUGUGCUUGUGUGGUACACCGGUCAUGAAGGUGGUGCCAUGAUUAGUGCAUUCUACUUACGACAUUCCUCAUACUGCCUGAAAUGUCCUCUGUAUUCAUACAGCAUUUACUUUAGGAAACAUUGUUAUGUUGGCCAGCCAUUGUUUCAUACUGAAGAUAGUCAAGGGGUGUACAGGAAUUAUUUCACAGUCUGUGGGCAUACAACAGACACAUGUUGUGGGAAUUUACUAAUUAUUAGAUUUAGUUCUAUUGCCAGUGCUAAGCAUGAUCGUGUUUCAAAUUAAGUCUUAACAUGUUUAAGGCCAAGUGAACAUGAUCAUGAAAAUGAAAAUAAUUCAGUGAAGGGUUUGAAAAAAGUUCAAAUAAAUAGAAUGUCUAACUGGCAAUAAUAUGUGGCACCGCUUGCUGUGAGUGGCUGUCGCAGACUGGUCCACGAUCAUCACUCUCUUUUAUCCAUGCUACUUCACAAGUUACAUUCAGAAAUUGUGUAACAAAACUUCUUGAAAUGAAACAUAAAACAUUUAAAUUAAUCUGGCUUGAUCAAGUUCCUGAAGGACAAAGAUAAAUGUCAAAUUGAUAGUAUGAGAAUGCUGGUUAUUUUGGUUAUAAUACCUGUAGAUUAACAGACAGUGGAGACAUGUAGGACAGCAAUGUCCAAGUGUUUUGGUCACUUGAAGCGAUCUUAGCGCUGCAAUAGUGUAACUCCCAUUGUUGAAUACAGACUUACGAAAGUUGCUUUGUGUAGGUAGUAGGCACAGAUAGGUACUUGUGCAGGAUAGGUAUCGUGUUUCUUCAUGUUUGCAUACCCCUACUGCUACCUAGCACUUGCUUCUGAUGUCCAAACAGUCUUCACUUCUAUUUCAUUUGGGUUGAUACAACAUACACAUAAGCAUGUUAAGUUAACUUUGUGUUUUGAUUUUUUAGUAAGUGAAGUUGAGAGUUUAAGCAACAUAUAGAAAAACUCAAAACAACUUAAUGUUAUUUCGCUGAAAUACGUGUACCCGGUAAAUAAGGAAUGUUGAUUAUGAGAAGCAGUUAUUGGUGUUUCUGUACUCUACAUUAUAAUUACUGAUAUGUUUUGGGUGACAAUGUCAAAUGCUGCAAUGGCAAGCAAUUACAACCCUUAGAAAGUAUAUAGACAUGUACACACAUGGUUUAGUCUUUGGCAGUUCCUCCAGCCUGUUGCUGUAGUGCACGAAUUGGCCACAGACAUGGUGAAUAACACAACUCAUUUAUUUUAUGUGUUUUGAACACUUAUGAAGUUGUUCUUUUCGUUAAAGCUGGUUAGUGUUCAUGUUUUGUCAACAGAUUUGGUGACAAGAAAAAUAUUGUCACAAAGGUUAUUUACAACUUUUAUGCUUUUGUGUGUUGCACUCAACAUUCAUGGACUUCGUGUCAUGAUUUUUGUGAUCAACAUUGAUCAGUGACAUCAGUUACACUCUUAAUCACGACUUACUGCAAGAGAUUUGUAUGCAGUAAAACUUUAGAACAUUUGUGUGUUUGGGCAGACUUUUCUCUGUACAGCUGUACAAUAGGCAUGUGUUUGCUGUGAUAGGCGAUUGUGGUACAAUGGUUGUUAAUGGCAGUAUAAACAUGCAAUUAUGGUAUAUGAGAAUUAAUUGUAAAAUCUGUGGUUGUGAGAAUUUUGAUCGGUGAACAUUUCAGAUUCUGAAGGUUGUAAUUUAGCAUAUUGGAGUCAAAUUUAAUCAAUAGUUUUGUUGUAUUAUAGUGAGUGAGUGAGGUUAAACGCAGCUUUUGGCAAUAUUCCAGCAAUAUCACGACGGUGGACACCAGAAAUGGACUUCACACAUUGUACCCAUGUCGGGAAUUGAACCCGGGUCUUCGGCGUGACGAGCGAACACUUCAACCACUAAACUACCCGACCGCCCUUGUAUUAUGGAAUGGUACUGAUCUAAGUUGGACGUGGAUGGGUCUUGAAGGUGAAUCUCAUAGAGUUUGUGUGAGCGUGCAUGCGUGUGUGCGUGCGUUGGUGCAUGCGUGUGUGCGUGCGUUGGUGCAUGCGAUGAAGAUGAAGAUGAAUCGCCCAGAGUCUUUUUGUAUGAGAAGAAAUUAUAGCUGAAUCUCUUAGAGUUUGUGUGUAUAGGUAUUGAAGGUGAAUCUCGUAGAGUCUGUAUGUGUGGAUACUGAAGGUAACUAUAGUCUGUCUGUAUGUGUGGAUACUGAAGGUAACUAUAGUCUGUCUGUAUGUGUGAAUACUGAAGGUAACUAUAGUCUGUCUGUGUGGGUGGAUACUGAAGGUAACUAUAGUCUGUCUGUAUGUGUGGAUACUGAAGGUAACUAGAGUCUGUCUGUAUGUGUGGAUAUUGAAGGUGACUAGAGUCUGUCUGUAUGUGUGGAUACUGAAAGGUAACUAGAGUCUGUCUGUGUGGG
Molecule: messenger RNA, 4798 nt
Organism: Haliotis rufescens (red abalone)
Lineage: Eukaryota; Metazoa; Mollusca; Gastropoda; Lepetellida; Haliotidae
Product: beta-1,3-galactosyltransferase 1-like
Exons: 3
Coding region: 217-1479 (420 amino acids)
Cellular component (GO): membrane
Molecular function (GO): N-acetyl-beta-D-glucosaminide beta-(1,3)-galactosyltransferase activity
Source: RefSeq, a predicted model, not a curated record